AUGUCUCCUAUACAAUACAACGUCAAAAUGGAUCUCUCUUGGUGCAUCAUGUGCGAUAAGCGUAUCAUGGAUGAUAGUGAUUCCUUGUUAAAGACUGAUGCACUCUAUUGCUCAGAGGAUUGCAAGCUCAAAGACACUAGUAAAUCAACAUUGGAAACAUCUGCUAGGCUUGUUGUCACAAAGAAAUCACUGAAGCGCGCAACACCAUCAACGCAUUACCCUUGGAUCCCUUACUACAACAAGAGACGCCACAACUAUUUCCUGGCUGCUAACCAAAUCAAACGCUGCUCUUCACCUGCUGCUCAGCCUACAGUGGUGGCUGGAUCAGCUGCUUCCGCUACUGCUGUUGGUAGUGGGAUUUUAUCCUUAAUCCACUAA
Molecule: messenger RNA, 378 nt
Organism: Mucor velutinosus
Lineage: Eukaryota; Fungi; Mucoromycota; Mucoromycetes; Mucorales; Mucoraceae
Exons: 2
Coding region: 1-378 (125 amino acids)
Source: RefSeq, a predicted model, not a curated record